Molecule: messenger RNA, 2944 nt
Organism: Tarenaya hassleriana
Lineage: Eukaryota; Viridiplantae; Streptophyta; Magnoliopsida; Brassicales; Cleomaceae
Product: beta-adaptin-like protein C
Exons: 15
Coding region: 71-2737 (888 amino acids)
Biological process (GO): vesicle-mediated transport; intracellular protein transport
Cellular component (GO): clathrin adaptor complex; membrane coat
Molecular function (GO): clathrin binding
Source: RefSeq, a predicted model, not a curated record
UUUUCGGUCAUCGUCUCUCUUUCUCUCAUCUCACGGGGAAGAAGAAGCAUCGAGGUCAAAGAAGGGAGGGAUGAGCGGUCACGAUUCCAAAUACUUUUCUACCACGAAGAAGGGAGAGAUCCCUGAGCUCAAAGAGGAGCUCAAUUCCCAGUACAAGGAUAAGAGAAAAGAUGCCGUUAAGAAGGUGAUAGCUGCAAUGACCGUGGGAAAGGAUGUUUCUUCACUUUUCACUGAUGUAGUCAAUUGCAUGCAAACUGAAAAUUUGGAGCUGAAGAAGCUUGUUUACUUGUAUCUCAUAAAUUAUGCCAAAAGCCAGCCAGAUCUCGCUAUUCUUGCAGUAAAUACUUUUGUAAAGGAUUCACAAGACCCAAAUCCAUUGAUCCGUGCAUUGGCUGUGCGGACAAUGGGCUGCAUCCGUGUUGAUAAAAUCACAGAAUAUCUGUGUGAUCCUCUUCAGAAGUGCCUCAAGGAUGAUGACCCAUAUGUCCGAAAGACAGCAGCUAUAUGUGUCGCUAAGCUUUAUGACAUAAAUGCUGAAUUAGUUGAGGAUCGAGGUUUCCUCGACGCCUUGAAGGAUUUGAUAUCAGACAAUAAUCCAAUGGUUGUUGCAAAUGCUGUAGCCGCUCUUGCUGAAAUUCAAGAGAAUAGUACGAGGCCCAUCUUUGAGGUGACUAGUGCUACCCUUACGAAGCUGCUUACUGCUCUAAAUGAAUGCACAGAGUGGGGUCAAGUUUUUAUACUAGAUGCGUUGUCAAGGUAUAAGGCAGCAGACCCUCGUGAAGCUGAAAAUAUUGUUGAGAGAGUCACCCCAAGGUUGCAGCAUGCGAACUGCGCCGUUGUACUUUCAGCGGUUAAGAUGAUCCUUCAGCAAAUGGAACUUAUUACUAGUACAGAUGUUAUUCGAAAUCUUUGCAAGAAGAUGGCCCCUCCACUAGUUACGUUGCUUUUUGCUGAACCUGAGAUACAAUAUGUUGCUCUUCGAAACAUUAACCUUAUAGUCCAAAAGCGACCCACCAUCCUUGCCCAUGAAAUUAAGGUAUUCUUCUGCAAGUAUAAUGAUCCGAUUUAUGUCAAGAUGGAGAAGCUGGAAACUAUGAUAAAGCUUGCUUCUGAUAGAAACAUAGACCAGGUUCUUCUGGAGUUCAAAGAGUAUGCCACAGAAGUAGAUGUUGAUUUUGUUAGAAAGGCUGUCCGUGCCAUAGGCCGCUGUGCCAUUAAGCUGGAAAGAGCAGCUGAGCGUUGCAUUAGUGUUUUACUUGAGUUGAUCAAGAUCAAAGUGAACUAUGUUGUCCAGGAGGCUAUUAUAGUCAUCAAAGAUAUCUUUAGAAGAUAUCCUAACACGUAUGAGUCCAUAAUUGCAACACUCUGUGAGAGUUUAGACACUUUGGAUGAGCCAGAAGCUAAGGCAUCCAUGAUAUGGAUCAUCGGUGAAUACGCUGAGAGAAUCGAUAAUGCGGAUGAACUUCUCGAGAGCUUCCUGGAGAGUUUCCCUGAAGAACCUCCUCAAGUCCAGCUGCAGCUGCUAACAGCUACUGUGAAACUAUUUUUGAAGAAACCAACUGAAGGCCCUCAGCAAAUGAUUCAGGUUGUCUUGAACAAUGCUACUGUAGAAACAGACAAUCCCGAUCUCAGAGAUCGUGCAUACAUAUACUGGCGUCUUCUCUCUACCGACCCUGAGGCGGCCAAGGAUGUUGUUUUGGCUGAAAAGCCUGUGAUUACCGACGAUUCAAACCAGCUUGACCCAUCGCUCUUAGACGAGCUUCUCGCAAAUAUCGCUACUUUGUCCUCCGUGUAUCACAAGCCGCCGGAGGCUUUCGUGACCCGUUUGAAGACCACGGUUCAGAAAACCGAAGAUGAGGACUAUGUUGAAGGGAGUGAAGCUGGAUACUCCGAGACAUCUGCUCCUCCAGCCAACGGUGCAGCUCCUCCUCCUGCCACUGCGAGUCAACCUGCCCCUGCUCCUGUGCCUGAUCUGUUAGGUGACCUAAUGGGAUUAGACAAUGCGGCCAUUGUCCCCUCCGAUCAACCCACAACUCCGUCUGGUCCCCCAUUGCCUGUUCUCCUGCCAGCAACCACCGGUCAAGGUCUUCAGAUCAGCGCCCAACUAGCCCGAAGGGACGGACAAGUAUUCUACAGCAUGCUUUUUGAGAACAACUCACAGAUGCCGCUCGAUGGCUUCAUGAUUCAAUUCAACAAAAACACGUUUGGCCUUGCAGCUGCCGGGCCUCUUCAGAUUCCAUCUCUGCAACCUGGAACAUCAGCCAGGACAAUGUUGCCAAUGGUGUUGUUGCAGAACAUGUCGGCCGGUCCUCCCAGCUCGCUUUUGCAAGUCGCGGUGAAAAACAAUCAGCAGCCGGUGUGGUACUUCAACGAUAAGGUCUUACUCCAUUCGCUCUUCACUGAAGAUGGCAGGAUGGAACGUGGAAACUUCCUCGAGACAUGGAGAUCGUUGCCAGACUCGAACGAGGUACAGAAGGACUUCCAAGGGAUAACGAUACAGAGCGUGGAGUCGACGCUGGAUUUGCUGGCGGCGUCGAACAUGUAUUUCAUAGCGAAGAGGAAGAACGGGAAGCAGGACGUGCUGUAUCUAUCGGCGAAGCUACCGAGAGGAGUACCGUUACUGAUAGAACUGACGGCCGUGGUGGGGAAUCAAGGCCUCAAAUGCGCCGUCAAGACUCCCUCGCCGGAGAUGGCCCCUCUCUUCUUUGAAGCCCUCGAGCAUCUCCUCACGGCCUGAUCUCAUUCUUCAACCAAGGUCAUUCCUCUCCCUCUCUCUUUUUGUUUCCUUCGUGAACCCUUUUAAGUACGUUUCUUUUUUUGUUCUUGUGCUUUUUGGGAAUGGAAGAGAUGAAUUUUUGUGGAAUGUCCAAAGAUGUGAAAUCAUUUUUUUUGUGUGGUCUGCGUUGCAUUGCAUCUAAUACAUACGUUAGAGGCUUUGAGAAUA